AUGUUUGCAAAGGAUGACUACAUUCUUAGCUUCUUUUUCUUCUUGGACAUAAUCUCUACGAUCACCUUGGUGAUCGAUCUCACAUGGAUCGCUGAUAUUUUUCAGGGGGACGAAGAGGACAUGUCCAGUGAUGAGUCAGUCUCUGGAACUGCAAAGAUUGGAGCUAGAACCUCUCGAGUAGUUCGGGUGUUGAGGCUGAUACGAAUUAUCAAGCUGUACAAGGCAAUCUACGAGGCUAGGCAGCUGCAGAAGAAGAAAGAGGAGCUUGCGAAGCAAAUUACCCUUGAGCAGAUGUACCCUGCCAACGACGAUGAGGAUUCGUACGACGAGAUGGAGGUCCAGCAGGCAAGCAUGACAAAGGCUCCCGGCAAGGAGAGCAGGGUAGGGAAGAAGCUUUCUGAGCUGACCACGCGUCGCGUUAUCCUGCUCGUCCUCGUCAUGAUGCUGGUGCUCCCGUACCUCAAGGUAGAAGAGGCUCAACAGUUUCCCACCUCUGCUGGGUAUGGUGCUGACAUCGUGAAUCAGGCCUUUGACCAGUACUUGGCCAGCAACUCCACGGCAGACAAGGAGAAAUACGACAUGGCCUUGCUUGAGUACAUCUAUUACCAUAACUGGUACACCAAGCAGCUGGGUGAGUGCCCGAUUGUCACAAGCGACGGAUCGCGAUCAUGUGAAAGCUCGAGAUCUUUCGACUCGCACGUGUUCUGGGUUGGCUUUGUGGCCACGAAUGAGGCGUUGCUUCUGGAAAGACUUCCGAAAGCUUCAGUGUCUCCAAGUGCAGUGGCAGACAUGGAAGCCCUGGUCACCCAAACAUCGGUCGGUGAUGAGGCGUGGCUUUAUGUUUUUGGCCACAUGCCAACCAACGUCCAAACAACACUCGGACUCAGUUGGAGCAGAGACUGUCCCUUGCAAAGCGACAAGAAGCGGCGUGGGCUCUCCAUUUUAGCAGAGUCAUUUCAAGAAGGUCAGUGGCAGGUCGACUACGCAGUGCCUUGUCCAGAUGAUCUGCGAAGAGCCGAACGCAAGAAAUACACUCCUCGCUUGAACAUCGCGAAAGAUCAGUUCGAUGAAAUUCACUUUGCAUUUUACUUCGACUUGCGACCGUUCGUGAAGCAGGAGUCUGUGUUUAAUCUGCUCACCGUCGUGUUUGUUUGCAUCAUGCUGCUUCUCGCCUCCAUCGGCUUUACCAACGAUGCAAACCGACUUGUGCUGUAUCCUGUGGAGAACAUGAUCGCCAAGGUGGAGACAAUCAGGGCCAACCCCUUGGCUGCGAUGAAAGUGGCAGACGAGGAGUUCAAGGUCGAGGAAAUCAACAGGGCCAAAGCUGCCAAACAGGAGAAAACACGCUGCCAGGCUCUCUUGGAGUCCAUGGGAUGCUAUUCCAAACGGGAGAACACAGAGAUCAUGGAGACCGUCAUCUUGGAGAAGACGAUCAUCAAGCUGGGAUCUCUCCUUGCGCUUGGCUUCGGGGAGGCUGGCGCGAACAUCAUUGAGCACAACAUGCACGGCGUGGACAGCGCCUGUGUAGAUGCCAUGGUGGAAGGCACCCGAGUGGAGUGCAUCAUUGGUGCUACCCGAAUACGAGAUUUCAGCACUGCAACAGAGGUGUUGCAGGCCAAAGUGAUGACUUUCGUCAACCAGAUAGCAGAGAUCGUCCACGGGGUCGUUGACGAGUUCCACGGCGCCGCGAACAAAAACAAUGGUGAUACAUUCCUGAUGAUCUGGAGAGUGGCUGGUGACGACGAGAAGGCUGGACUUGUUUCUUGCAGGAUGAUCAGCACGGAUGGGCCCCGCCCCGUACGAACGGACAAGCGCGCGCACACACACAGACACACACACACACACAGACACACAGACACACACACACACACACAGACACACACACGCACACAGACAGACACAGACACACACACACACACACACAGACACGCACACACACACAGACACACACAGACACACACUGAUGGAUUCGGCCAAGAGUACGAGUGCAAGAGGAAAAAGAGAGGCAUGUUGUUCAUGUUGUAA
Molecule: messenger RNA, 2025 nt
Organism: Symbiodinium sp. CCMP2592
Lineage: Eukaryota; Dinophyceae; Suessiales; Symbiodiniaceae
Source: the annotation of a GenBank genome assembly